AUGUUGAAGGACAAAACGUCGAACGAUCCAAAACGUGCAGCGUGCACAGCCAUCACCAUCUUCCUCCUCUUAGCGGGUGUCACUCUCCUCGUGCUCUGGCUGGUCUACCGUCCACACAAGCCCCGCUUCACGGUGAUCGGCGCCGCCAUCUACGGCAUCAACGCCACCACCCCACCGUUCAUAUCGACCACCAUGCAGUUCUCCGUCCUCAUAAAGAACCCCAACAGGCGUGUCUCCAUUUACUACGACAGGUUCUCCGCCUUCGUCUCCUACAGGAACCAGGCCAUAACGCCGCAGGUCCUGCUGCCGCCGCUGCACCAGGGCAAACACACCUCGGUGUCGGUGUCGCCGGUGAUCGGAGGGACUCCGGUUCCGGUAUCGGUGGAGGUGUCGAACGGGUUGAUGGUGGACGAGGCAUAUGGGGUGGUGGAGCUGACGCUGAUAUUUCAGGGCAGGGUGAGGUGGAAGGCUGGUGCCAUCAAAACUGCACACUAUGGACUGUACGUGAAGUGCGAUGUGUUGAUGGGUUUGAAGAAAGGGUUGGUGGGUCCAGUUCCUCUCCUCGGAGUUACACCCUGCGAUGUCGAUGUAUGA
Messenger RNA from Sphenostylis stenocarpa, 594 nucleotides. The record is from the annotation of a GenBank genome assembly. NCBI's taxonomy places the organism in Eukaryota, Viridiplantae, Streptophyta, Magnoliopsida, Fabales, Fabaceae.